UGACCGCGGCUGCCUUCAAUCAGGCGCCCGGCAUUAGAGGCAACGCCGAGCGGGUGGAGAAGCUACGACGGCACAACGCAGAGAGGAGCGAUCGCCGUCAGAGCUGGAGGAGCUCUUCCAGCGAUGCAGUUGUUGAGACAGCAGCAUCGUCUCUCCGGCAGACUUCAACAUUUCUUGCUCCACUUGAUGUAGGAGACUUGGAAGGGAGCCCCUCCAGUAGAGGGGCAUCAAUAUGCACUAUGAAGUGGCAGAUUAUCCAAAGUCCAGCAGCAGCAGCAGCAGCAGCAGUGCAGCAUUCUUUGAAGCCAUUGACAAACGCCAAGUCAUGCCUAUGAAGGAGCUGCCCCAAAGUAGCUGUUCAAAUAGCAGUCGAGCUUUUUUGAAUUCCCAGAUGUCCUUUAAAAUAACUGUCAGCAAUGGUGGUGACAGCACUGAAGCUCAGCAGAGCCCACCUGAACUGCCAGUGCCUCUGCUAGAUCUCUUUCCCAAAAGACCUAGCAUAUUUGAGAGGCUCCCUAUUCUGCAAAGGACACAAGAGACACGAUGCCCUAAAACCGGCAGAGAGUAUUUGCAGCAAAAGGUGAAUGGUGCCUACAAUCAUUGUAAUUUGAUAUCUGAGAAGAAUAACUUGAUGGAUGUGGAGAUGACAAAUAGCUUGGGGCCCGUGUGUAGACAGAACCUGCUCAUCCACUCAGGAAGCUCGCUUACCCGAGACCACCCGUUGCCUUGCGAAAGACUCCUACAUGUUAGUCAGCUGAACUUGUCUCGCUCAGAUACAAGGCCUCCCGCAUUUCAAGAUUCAGCAGACUCUACCACUCUGUGCGUGAAUGGAAGCCACACUACUCAGCAUAUAAAACAGGAAUGCCGAAGCGAUUACAAGGGCCUUUCUGAGGUUUCCACACAUAGAGGGAUUACCGAAGGAAUGGAACUGAGAAGCUCAGGCAGCUUUCAUCCUGAAAUAGACCUAAUGAACAAUGGCCUUACAAAUUCACUUUCAUCAUACUUGUUUAAUAAUGAACACAGCUCCUCCCUGGGCUCAUUGUCACUCAGCAGCCCUCAGCAUCCAAGCAGGCACCAGGCAAGCAACCUGAAGAAGAGAUGCAUCUCCAUGUUGCCGUCUUCCGCUGAUGGGAUAGAUAUUACAACUAUCAUCCGCACGUCACAAACGUCACUGGUUACCUGCGUGAAUGGACUGCGGACUAAUUCAGCUGGCAUUUCCCCUUCUCCCAGAGAGAUCGCUCUCCACAGUACGCAGAAAGCCUCUCGUCCCCAGUCUUGUUCCCAGCCUGGGAACCAUUGUCAUCUUCCUUCCCCUUCGGUAUGCCUUGUACCCAUUUCCACUGAAAUUGUCCGAGGUGACUGUGAUCAUUCGCAAAUGCAGCAAACGGGAGAAAAUGCAAGCCUCUGUCUUAUAAUGAACAGUGCUAGUGUUCCUCAUCAAGACACUUCACAUAGCAGUCAGAAGUUGAAUUUUUUAAAACAAGAACCACUUGAUGAAUAUUCUUCCACCUCAGAUCUUUUCCAGCAUAACCAAGAGCUGCCACCACCUUAUCAUUUGCACCAGCAGCGAAGCCAAACUCAAGGGACGCUGUCUCAUUUACAUGCUUCCAUGUCUCCAAAGACAAACGAAUGCGAUGAGCAGGAGACCAGCAAUGGCAAGCAGGCCUGUCGGUGGAUUGAUUGUAGCGCUGCCUAUGAUCAACAAGAUGAACUGGUCCGGCACAUAGAAAAAACACACAUUGAUCAAAGGAAAGGAGAGGACUUUACUUGCUUCUGGACAGGCUGUGUCCGUCGGUAUAAACCUUUCAAUGCUCGUUAUAAACUGCUGAUUCACAUGAGGGUUCAUUCUGGAGAAAAACCAAACAAGUGCAUGUUUGAAGGGUGCAACAAAGCAUUUUCUCGACUUGAAAACCUUAAGAUUCACCUGCGGAGUCACACGGGUGAGAAGCCUUAUCUUUGUCAGCAUCCUGGCUGCCAGAAAGCUUUCAGCAACUCUAGCGACCGGGCUAAGCAUCAGCGAACACACCUGGAUACUAAACCAUAUGCCUGCCAGAUUCCCGGGUGCUCCAAGCGCUAUACUGAUCCAAGUUCCCUCCGAAAGCACGUGAAAGCUCAUUCUGCCAAAGAACAACAGGUGCGUAAAAAGCUACACUCGUGCUCUGAUGCUGAACAAGACAUACUAAGUGAGUGCUUAGCCAUGCAGCAACUCCACCCUUCUUCACAACACAUUUUGGAUGGCAAGUGUGGGCGAUCAAUGGGCCACCAUGAUCUAAUAACAGGCAUGUACACAGGUUCCAGCACUAACCACAAUGGACCAUCACCUGGUCUCCUCCCACCAUCUCAUGAUGUAACUGCAAAACAACAUAUGCUUGAGUCCACCCUCACCAGUGCACACCAUCAUGCAUCACCCAUAGAAGGCACCAGAGAAGGGAUUGUUCCAAAUAUUCAUCCUCCUCUCGUUAGUCCAUUGAAAACCAUAGUUGCUCCUCCCCUACUUCCGAAACACAGCUCCCCAUCAUCACACAGCCAAUCUCCAAGAGGGCAGCACUUCUCAGCAAAUAAAACAUAUACGCAAUUUCAAAACCAGUCUGCACAGCAGGGACCACAAGGUUAUCAAGGCAGCUUUCAUUCUAUACAGAACUGUUUCCACUAUGAGGACUGUUACCGAGCAAUGGACUCAUCUGUCAACAGUGAUGCGCUGUCAGGGGACUCCCAUUGCUUUAACCCUCUGCGACAAAAUGGCUAUCACAUCCUCAGUGCACCUAUAGCUUCAACAGGCUAUGAGGUCAUUUCUGAAUCACAAUGUGUGUCGGAAGAAGUAGUUAUCAACGGAACAGAAGAAAAUAAUGGAUUUUUCCAAAAUGGCACUUUUGAUCACUGUUUGAAUCACAUUCCUCCCAUCUAUACGGAUACCUAAGCCCGGCUAAAAUAUUUGUUUUCUUUACCAUGCUUAUGCAUUUUGUAUUUACAGAAUUGUUGUUCAACUACCUUUACUGUAUUUAGUCUGCAACUAAAUGUAUGUGCUCAUUUAAGUCAACCUCUCACAUUUUACCAAUCUAUUUUAUAAAGGAAUAUACUGUACAAUUAUUGGAAUCUAUUCCUUUGCUGUGGCACUUUGAAAUUGAUUCUCUUAAGGGAGAGCAUCCAAAACUGCUUGUUGUGUAAGUUCUUUUAGUAAAAUAUAAAUCUAAAUUAUAUAAUAUGCUUGUAAAGAUUUUUUUUAAGGUAUGUUUUCAAUUUAAGAAUCCCGGUCCCUUUAAUCACAGUUAAUUCAUCUGAUGUUUUCUUGACUAUAAAAGGACUUCUUUAAAAGUCACAGACCUCAUGUACAUAAAAGUUUUCACUAUGCUGAGCUGGUUUUAUAUUUUCAAUUUUACAAGAAAGCAUUAAAAACUGGAAAUAAGUCUACUGUCUUUUUUGAAAAUA
Messenger RNA from Zootoca vivipara (common lizard), 3426 nucleotides. RefSeq names its product GLIS family zinc finger 1 (gene GLIS1). The record is from RefSeq and is a predicted model, not a curated record. Gene Ontology annotation, biological process: regulation of transcription by RNA polymerase II. Gene Ontology annotation, cellular component: nucleus. Lineage: Eukaryota; Metazoa; Chordata; Lepidosauria; Squamata; Lacertidae. Gene Ontology annotation, molecular function: DNA-binding transcription factor activity, RNA polymerase II-specific; RNA polymerase II cis-regulatory region sequence-specific DNA binding.